CGAGGAGGCACGGCUCCAGGCGCGUUUGCGCGCGUGCUCGCGCCGCGCCCUCUCGCGCGCGGCCCUCCGCGCGCCUCGCGGCGCGCUCCGCGGCGCCCGGCGCCCGCCGGCCGCCACUCGUCCUCGGCGGGCUCAUGGCUGCGCGGGUCGCCAGCGCCACGGUCGCGCAGGCAUCGCCUGUCGAGGAGGAUGCCGCCCAUGUGCCGAUCGAGGCAGGGGCCGCUCUGGCCCAGGAGCUGUCCAGGUGUCUGGCGCAGGCGCUCGCCGAAGAGAGGCGGGCGCUCCGCGUCGCGCUGGAGAGGAGCCACGAGGCGAGCCGGGACGCGCUGGACGAGGAGCUGGUCCGGAGGCAUGGUGCGUCGCGUCCCAGCUGCGUGCGUGUGCCAGGCCCAGCGCCUGCGCAGGGUUCCCGAGUGCCUCCCGGGCAUGCCAGUGGAGGGCGAACACGAUGACCAGGCGCACAGCCAGGAGGUGUCAGCCCCGACGGACUCCGCGGAGACGGACACCAGGGACGGGAAGGGCGAGAUGCGGCCAAGACUCACGCAGAGUCUGAAUCUGGUCC
Messenger RNA from Prorocentrum cordatum, 562 nucleotides. NCBI's taxonomy places the organism in Eukaryota, Dinophyceae, Prorocentrales, Prorocentraceae. The record is from the annotation of a GenBank genome assembly.